GCAGGCUAAAAUGACGCGAUCUGUUCGCGGCUUGUAUGGUCGCUCCCAUUAAAAAUUGUGCCAUGGCCGCUGCCGCUACAAUGAUGUGAUGGUCUGUCGCCGACGACCCGAAUUAUCAUUACAUCGUGUCUUCCCCAUAGUCCUCCCCCAUUGUCCUCACUCUUCAAGUCGUCCGCCGCAGUCACCAUGGCGUCCAUCUCGACUGCUGGAGAGGCCGUCGCCCGAAUUGCCUAUUUGGCAUCCGAUGUGGUAGUCUCUGUUGUGCCCUCUCUUGCAACCGAUUCAGAGUUCUCGGAGCCUCUACGCAAGCUUCAGAAGGACAAUGCGCCCAGUGUGGUCGCGAAGACGCAGCCAGAGGUGCUUGCAGUCCGCCAGAAUGCAGACCCGCUCCUCUCCGUCUUCCAGCCCAUUCGCGCGGGUAAACUCACCAGUGUCACCACCACCUCCUCCAUCCUCGUCAGGUCGAUACCGCACCUCUACAAGCUUGCACAAUAUCCCGUCGUCCUGCACGUCUCGGUCCACCCCUCGGGCUUUCCCGACUUCUCCGACAUUACAUCCAUCAGGCAGUCCGGCUUCACAUUCAUCCAGUCUGAGACUCUGCAAGAAGCCCAGGAUCUCGCACUGACUGCCCAUGCUUUGGCUGUCAAGUCUGGCAAGGGUGUGAUCCACUUCUUUGACUCUGGAGCAUACGCCUUCAAGAAGUCUGUUCCGCUGGAAGAUGUGGAAUUGGUCCGUAGCGUCCUUGACUUGGACGCUGUGGCGACAUAUCAGAACACGAGGUCAGAGGAGACUACCUUGUACGCAGACGAUGGAAGGAGUUCGACCUUGUCUUUCGCCCGUAGCCAGGCUGCGAACGCCACUGCCGUACCAGCAGCACCUUUGAGCUCUACAGCGGAUGGACGGUCAUUGCCUGUAUCAGAGAGGAACAGCCAGCGAGCUGAUUCUUCAUCUGGCUCAUCACAUCGUGACACCAGCACAAGCGCCGCAUCGGUAUCAUCAGCGACUACGGUAGAGUCGUUGGUCUCGAAGCCGGUUUCAUCAGACGACAUCUACCGGUUCGCCACACAGAUCUGGAUGACCAUCAAGGACGCGACCGGUCGAGCAUACGAUGCCUUCGCGUACACCGGUACAGGUAACGAAGAGGCCGCCAUCUUCUUAUUUGGUGCUGACACGGGCGUCUUCGCCACUGAGCUUGACACUGUUGAAGACUCCGAGACCUAUGCGAAUACAGGCAUCAUCACAGCUCGAUUAUACCGCCCUUGGUUAGGCGCAUCGCUCGCGCCAUUACUCCCUCGCUCGCUCAAACGGAUUGCUGUCCUGGAACAAGUUCGACGAAAGACUACCAAGUGGGGACCUGUGCUCCUGGACUUGUUGAUGUCCUUGAAGUCGACUGGCGGCGCCUCACCAAUUGUUGUCGGGUACCAACUAGGAUAUAUCGAUGAGAAGACCGUCCAACAGGCACUGCGGGGCGUCUACCAGAAUCUCAUGAGCGAGUCGCCUGUUCAGAACCUUCAGGUUGGAAACGCCGAUGGACCUGGACCACAGCCCGCCAAAGUCCAACAGCCUGCGCUAGAGAAUGCCUAUAUGAAGAUCCUGAACCAGGUCUUUGGAGAUAAGCUCCACAUUGCCAAUCAGCUCGACGCUCAGCAUGCUGGUAUCUCCAAUGAGAUCUCCUCGACCCCAGAAUACGGUUUCGGAUCACUCGUGGCUCGCAAGGAACACCGCAAGCGAUUUGUUGAUGAGGCUGCGACUGUCUCGAAGAGCAAUGCAUUCAUUACACAGGCUCCUCAGCAGUGGCUAUCAAAGUGGGCGCUUAGCGCUGAAGAUACUCAAAAGGCGAACGAGCUAGCGCCUGAGGUCAUCGCUCGUUUGAGCACCGACGGCUCUUCUGCCGCUACUCAAUUACUCGAGUCUAAGAAGCUGUUUUACAAGGAGUCACCUUGGUUGGUUGGAUCGGAUGCUUGGGCAUAUGACCUUGGAAACUCUGGUGUACACCACGUGCUGGCAUCCGGCGAAAACAUCAAUAUGCUCAUCGUCGACUCUACUCCAUAUUCUGAGCGUGCAGCUGCUGACGCUGCGAGGCGGAAGAAAGACAUCGGUCUCUACGCAAUGAACUUUGGAAACGCUUACGUAGCAUCUGUCGCAGUAUACAGCUCAUACACCCAGGUCCUGGAAGCCAUGAUCGAAGCUGACAAGUUUGACGGUCCCUCAGUCGUUCUUGCAUAUCUGCCUUACGAAAAGGAGACUGACUCACCUUUGACCGUGUUGCAGGAGACGAAGAAGGCUGUUGACCUCGGGUACUGGCCGCUGUACAGGUGGGAUCCUAAAGGCGACGACAAGGGCGAGGCCAACUUCAAGCUUGAUUCAGAGAGGAUCAAGAAGGAACUGGAAGAGUUCUUGUCUCGCGACAAUUACAUGUCUCAGGUCAUGAAAAGACAUCCUGAAUUCUCUUCCAACAUCUCUGGUUCUUACGGCACAGAGGUCAGGCAGCUACAGAAGAGGAAAGCCAAAGACGCAUAUAGCAAACUCCUCGAGGGUCUUGCUGGUGAUCCGAUGACCGUCUUGUUCGCGUCCGACAACGGCAACGCAGAGAACCUCGCCAAGCGCCUAGGAAACCGGGGCAAGGCCCGAGGCCUCAAGACUAUGGUCAUGGCCAUGGACGAUUUCCCACUUGAGGACUUGGCCAACGAGCAAAACGUCAUUCUGCUCACCAGUGUCGCUGGCCAAGGAGAGUUGCCUCAGAAUGGUAGAACUUUCUGGGAGGCUGUCAAGGACUCGACGGACUUGGACCUUGCAACAGUGAAUUUUGCAGUCUUCGGUCUUGGUGACAGUCAUUACUGGCCACGCAAGGAGGACAAAAUAUAUUACAACAAGCCUGCCAAGGAUCUCCACGCUCGUAUACUCACCCUCGGCGGCAAAGCUCUCGUCGACGUUGGUCUUGGAGACGAUCAAGAUCCGGAUGCUUAUCAGACGGCAUAUGCCGAGUGGGAACCCAAGCUCUGGCAAGCACUUGGUGUCGAUAACGUCGAGGGUCUGCCUGAAGAACCGCCGCCAAUUACCAACGAGGACAUGAAAGCUGCUUCGAACUUCCUCCGAGGUACCAUUGAGGAGGGUCUCGCCGACACCAGCACUGGUGCUAUUUCGGCAAGCGACCAGCAGCUCACCAAGUUCCACGGGACAUAUAUGCAGGAUGACCGUGAUCUCCGUGAUGAACGCAAGGCACAGGGUCUUGAGCCUGCGUACUCAUUCAUGAUCAGAUGCAGACUGGCAGGAGGAGUCUCCACUCCUAAGCAAUGGUUGCAGAUGGACGAAAUCAGCAACACGCUCGGUAACGAGACCAUGAAGUUGACUACGCGACAAACCUUCCAAUUCCACGGUAUCGUAAAGGGAAAGCUCAAGCCAGCGAUGCAAGCCAUCAACAAGGCUUUGAUGACCACCAUCGCUGCUUGUGGUGAUGUCAACAGAAAUGUCAUGUGCAGUUCCCUCCCCACGCAAUCUAAGUACCACGCCCAGGUCCAGGUCGUCGCUCAGAAGGUCAGCGACCACCUUCUUCCAUCCACAACCGCUUACCACGAGAUCUGGCUCGAAGAUGAUGAGACAAAGGAGAAGCGAAAGGUUGCUGGUGAAGCUAUCCAGGAUCAUGAGCCUUUGUACGGCCCCCUCUACCUUCCCCGAAAGUUCAAGAUCACCAUCGCCAUCCCGCCGCAUAACGAUACCGAUGUCUACGCUCACGAUAUCGGUCUUAUUGCCAUCAAGGGUGCAGACGACAACCUCGUAGGCUUCAACCUUCUCGCUGGUGGUGGUAUGGGUGUCACACACAACAAUAAAAAGACCUACCCACGGACUGGAAGCAUGUUUGGUUUCGUCUCGACCGAUCAAGUUCACAUCGCUUGCGAAAAGAUCAUGCUUGUCCAGCGCGAUCAUGGUGACCGCAAGAACAGGAAACACGCUCGUCUCAAGUACACCAUCGACGAUAUGGGCGUCGACGUCUUCCGCGGCAAGGUCGAAGAGCUUUGGGGUCAGAAAUUUGCCGACCCGAGGCCAUUCAAGUUCCAGAGCAACGUCGACACUUUUGGCUGGCAAAAGGAUGAAAAUGGCUUGAAUCACUUCACCUUCUUCAUAGAAAACGGCCGUAUUGAGGAUACAGCUGACUUCCCAAUGAAGACGGGUCUAGUUGAAGUUGCCAAGGCACAUAAGGGCGAGUUCCGGUUGACUGGUAACCAACAUCUGAUCCUCUCUAACGUCGCAGACGAGGAUCUGCCUGCGAUGAAGGAGCUUCUCAAGAAGUGGAAGCUCGACAACACAAACUUUUCUGCAUUGAGGCUUUCCAGCUCGGCAUGCGUUGCCUUCCCUACCUGUGGUCUUGCAAUGGCUGAGUCAGAACGCUAUCUACCCGUUCUUAUCUCCAAGCUCGAAUCAACAAUUGAAGAAGCCGGACUCAGACAAGACAGUAUCGUGAUGCGUAUGACCGGUUGUCCGAACGGCUGCGCUCGCCCAUGGCUUGCUGAAAUUGCUUUUGUCGGCAAGGCCUACGGCGCGUACAACAUGUACCUUGGCGGUGGAUACCAUGGUCAGAGGCUGAACAAGCUUUACAGGAGCUCGAUCAAAGAAGAUGAGAUCCUGGAGAUCCUGCAACCAAUGAUCAAGCAAUACGCCAAGGAGAGGAAUGAGGGCGAGCGCUUUGGUGACUUUGUCAUAAGGAAGGGUUACAUUAAUGAGACGACACAUGGAACGAACUUCCAUGAUAACACUGCGGAAGAGGAGUCUGAUGGAGAGUAGAUACGAAUGGGUUUCGAAUGCGGAGAUGGAGAGGGUU
Cucurbitaria berberidis CBS 394.84 is the source of this 4816-nucleotide messenger RNA. RefSeq names its product thiamine diphosphate-binding protein. The record is from RefSeq and is a predicted model, not a curated record. Gene Ontology annotation, molecular function: sulfite reductase (ferredoxin) activity; 4 iron, 4 sulfur cluster binding; NADP binding. Gene Ontology annotation, biological process: sulfate assimilation; amino acid biosynthetic process. Gene Ontology annotation, cellular component: sulfite reductase complex (NADPH). Lineage: Eukaryota; Fungi; Ascomycota; Dothideomycetes; Pleosporales; Cucurbitariaceae. The coding region runs from base 187 to 4779 and encodes 1530 amino acids. The transcript has 4 exons.